AUGUCUUUACGGCGAAAGUCCUGUGACGCCUGCUUCAAGGGUCGUCGAAAAUGCGAUCGUAACUAUCCCGCAUGCGGGACUUGUCAGCGUACCAAGAAAAGCUGCCACUAUGCUUAUGCGCCGAUUUCAUCCGCCACGUCCAGUCUACCCGAUGACUCCAUAUCCGCAGAUACCAACAUCAACGUCGCCACAGCAGCUCUGACGGAAACCACCGGGGACACCGCUGGAGGCUUUUUGGCUCCUGGGGAUAUUUUCCUCUUUGACUAUGGGGACGAUCAAUCCGAUUCCUUUCCUGUCCAGCCAUGGUCAGUCGGCGACGCCGCGUCAGGCACACCACGCAGCAGCUCUACCAGUCUGCAACGUAAUCCCACCACACUACCGUCCUCCUCCACGCCAUCCUCAGCAUCGUGGUGCGCGCCAUCAAGACUGCCAAAGUUGAACAUACCCAACUUCCUGGGCGGCCUCGGCGAGGUGCAGCGCGUGGACGGCAGCACCGACAGCUGGAGGUGGGUAAUCGACGAGCUCAAACGCUGCCCGCGCGACCUUGCCACACGCGGCGAGAAUCUCUUCAUGCACAAGCACCUCUACCGUGACGCGAUGCCGCGGGCGGUCCGGGCGGCGCUGGGCACCUCGGCGGCCUUCUGCAUGCUCAAUGAGAACAACCGCCAGUUUCUGUUCCGCGCCCUGGACGCCGAGGUGUUGGAGCUGCUCAGUCCCCCUCCGCCGCUGGAUAAAGACGCGAGUUCAGGCCACGGCUACAUGGGAGCUAAUGCAAGCAGCAGCAUUGGUAGUAGAAUGUCCCUUAUCGAAGAACUGGCGCGGCUGCAGGCCUUCACGUUGUUCCAGAUGAUGCGCUUGUUUGGAGGCGGUCUGGAGCAGCGCGUGAUCGUCGAGCAGCAGCGAGACCUGCUGACGACGUGGGCGCUGCAACUCUUGAGGCGGUCGCGGGCCGAGCUGGGCGACGAUGGCCAACGUGCGUCGGAUGUGGAUGGCGACUGCUGGCACGACUGGAUCGUAGCUGAGAGCAUCCGCCGUACCGUCAUGAUUGUCUAUAUGUUCUACGGCAUGUACUCGCUGGCGACACAAGGCUUCUGCGUCGAGAUUCCCACGCUCUCUAAGCUGCCCGUUUCGGCAGCGCCGGCGUCGUGGCACUCGGAGGCUGCUUACCUGGCUCGGAGUCGAAGUGGUGAGGCCCAGCAGACACUAACGUAUGAAGAAUUCACACAGUGUUGGAUGGUGUCCCUGCCGAAGACGGUGGAUCCGUUCGACAAAUUUCUUGUCGUUCCCUGUAAAGGUUUCGAUGGUAUUGCUGCGUGUUCCUUCCAAGAUGCUCAGUAG
Diaporthe amygdali is the source of this 1338-nucleotide messenger RNA. RefSeq names its product c6 zinc finger domain-containing protein. NCBI's taxonomy places the organism in Eukaryota, Fungi, Ascomycota, Sordariomycetes, Diaporthales, Diaporthaceae. The record is from RefSeq and is a predicted model, not a curated record. The transcript has a single exon. Gene Ontology annotation, biological process: regulation of DNA-templated transcription. Gene Ontology annotation, molecular function: DNA-binding transcription factor activity, RNA polymerase II-specific; zinc ion binding. The coding region runs from base 1 to 1338 and encodes 445 amino acids.